Eucalyptus grandis is the source of this 2111-nucleotide messenger RNA. RefSeq lists its product as uncharacterized. NCBI's taxonomy places the organism in Eukaryota, Viridiplantae, Streptophyta, Magnoliopsida, Myrtales, Myrtaceae. The transcript is spliced from 2 exons. Bases 92 to 2041 code for a protein of 649 amino acids. The record is from RefSeq and is a predicted model, not a curated record.
GCUUCCCAACAAGUGUUAGGAACUCAGACACACUCAGUGCUUCUUGGGAGUCACACAGCAUUAAGAGAACAGCAGAAGGCAUCACAUCCCCAUGAAAUCGGUCCGUCUGAUACUUUUUUUAUGGGAAGAAUGGGGCAUCCACUUGCUGGUCACCGGGAGCCUCGCUUGCCAGAUCACCCUUGCCCUCUUCGCCAACCAGCGGAAGCACACGACCUCGAUCAUUGUGAGAGGCGUCAUCUUCGCAGCCUACUUUCUCUCGUCUUCCAAUGCGGCCUUUGCCCUCACCAAGCUCAUAGUCCUCCAGACCAACGGUCCCGAAAGACCGGACUACGUUACCCAGCUCAAGGGGCUGUUGGCGCCAUUGCUCUUGAUGCUUCUUGGUUACCCCGACUCCAUAGCUGCUUACUCGUUUGAUGACAGCAGGCUUAGCAGCCGGGAUAUGCUGAAUCUGUUGGUCAGUGUCGGUUUCGUCAUCUGGAUCAUGAUUCGCUGCUGGCACAGCUCGUCCCCCGUGGGGUUUCUUUACUUCCCUUUGUUUACCGCUGGGAUCAUGCGAUCAGCGGCGAUGGUUUGGGCCCUCUUGUCCGUGCAUGGGACGUUGAGGUCGCGCAUAUCAGCCAAGGGUAUUUUCCACAAGGAACCUGUCGGCGAGUUCUUCGGCAGUCCCAACAGAACCAGAUGGUCGAGGGAGCAACAGAUCAUCUUGAAGGCAUACCAUCGGUUUGAUUGCUUGAAGCCCCACAUUGUAAACUGGCUCUACCACCCAGAAUCACUAGUGGAAUCUCGGUUAACUGUAGAGCGCAAUUUGGCCUUCAUCACGACUGAGUUCGAACUUGGAUUCAUGUAUGACGUCCUUUACACCAAACUACCGAUUCUCUUUAAACCGCUCAGUCUGAUCUGCCGCUUCAUUAGCUUUUUCUGUCUAGUCUCAGCCUUGUGUGGGUUUGCCAUUAUUUUCAAGAAUGCCUUCUUGAUAGACAUUUACAUUGCCUACACUUACGCCAUGUUGAUGGGAGUCACUGUCCUUGAAGGUUACCAAAUUGUUUUGCAACCUUUUUCAGCAUGGGCCAUUGUGGUGAUAAGCCAUCACCAAAGAAACCGCCUCGGGUCAACAAGGCUAUUGAAAUUCUUAGUUGAAAGGUAUAUGAACCGGAAAAGGUGGUCGAACUCAGUUGGUCAACUCGACUUGUUUGAUCCUCGCCUGUAUGACGAGUGGACAUGGUCCAUUGGCAGAAUCCUCAAACACCUGGGCAAAAAAGAGAUGACCUGGAGAAGGUAUCGGAUUCACUCUCGCCUAAUGAUCCCCAGCUCUCUCAAGGAAUUGCUUGUGGAAGAUAUGGAAAAGCUCAACGUGAUCAGAGGCCGAAAGCCCUUCACUGAAUACGGCAAGCGGACGCUUGAAGCUUGGAAACUCAGCAGCGAUGCAGGGUGGACACAGGAAGCCCUUGAAGUGUUGGAAGGAAGCAUCUCCACAACAUUUGACAAGAGCAUCAUCGUUUGGCACAUGGCAACAAAGAUCUGCCUGUCAGAGCCCGAUAAUUCUCCGAACUGUAAAGGAAGCAAACUGCUGUCCAAAUACAUGAUGUACCUUCUAGCACUGCACCCCCACGUGUUGUCCCUACUGAAUACCAUCGAAUUGGAUUGCGCUUGCGACAUGUUGAAGCUAUUUCUCAGGUACAGAGACCGCAAUGAGGCCUUGCGGACAUUGUCGUCAGAAGAGACCGUGCUUGAACCCAUCCUGGAUCAGAAGGGAACCAUAAUCAACAGGGAGUGGCACCCGCUGUUGGAAGCACAGAAAUUGGCUGCGACACUGAAGGGCAAGGACAACAAGUGGCAGAUUGUAAGCAGCAUUUGGGUGGAGAUGUUGUGCUACGCUGCAUAUAAUUGUCAACUUCACUACCACACGGAGCUGCUGCGGCAAGGUGGAGAGCUUAUAACUCAUGUAUGGCUGCUCUUGAUGCACCAUACUGAUAAGUACACCCAGACUCUCAAGAACAAGCCCACCGAAGAAACCAAAGGAAAGUCACAAAGUGAGUGGUGAUCCUAGGAUUGGUCAUGUUCUGCACCCGAUUGUAGUGUGUAUGUGUCUUUUCUAUUUUCCUUGUUGGUAA